UUUACUGCACUAGCAAGCAUCUCCCUCCUUGCUCUCCACCUACCGGCUACCGCUGAUGACUCCAUCUCUCCUCUUCCUCCUCCUCUCUUUCGCGCGUUCUCUCCGUCCCAUUCCCUUCCUCUCUCUUUCGUGCGUUGUCUGUCCCAUUCCUUUUCUCCUUUGUAAGUCGUCCAAGGCGCCUCCUUCUUUCCCCUCAAUUUUAGGAUUAGGGUUAGGGUUUCACCGGCGGAUCUGCUCCGGCCUCAGGGAGCUCCGCCCCUGAGGGGCCGCCGGCAACCCAUCGACGGUGUAGAUUCUUCUUCCGACCGCUGUCGUCCCUGGGAUCUGCUGCUCUGCGGCAAUGGGGCUGUAGCUUCUGGCUUCUCGGGCGGCGGCUGCUUCCCUCGGGCUGGUUGGUUCUAGGGAAAGAGCUUUCGUUUUGGGGAAGCGUUUGUGAGGAGAAGAAGGGUUGGGAGGAAGGUCAGUCUUGCUGGAGAUCUGGCGAUUUCAGGAAAUCUGCCAUUGGAAACAUGUCAUCACCCUCCCUGAAAGGACAUCUAUACAAGAAAACAUUUCUCUUUGGUCUUAAGUUAUGGGUUGUAAUUGCGAUAGGAGUUGGGGUCUUCAUGUUGGGUGUUCUUUCUGUCCUAGUUAUUUGUCUUAAUGCUCGGAGUCGGAGGAGGUUAAGGAGGGCUUCCAAUAACCUUCCUAUUUCCCAGAUUCCAUCAGUUUCAAAGGAAAUUAAGGAAGUGAGGGUCGAGGAAGUCGCAGCUAAUGAUUUUGUUGCUCGUGACAGGAUUCUUCUCACGAUUCCUGAUAAAUCCAGUGAAAAGGAAUCAGACAAGGUGAUGGUUCAUUUGGGCUUGAAUAAAUCGAGACAUGCAGAUGAAAACAGUAAUUCAGGCUCAUUUCAUUAUGUGGAGAAAGAUUGUGGCUCCCAAUCUGGUGAAGAAGGAAGUUCAGGGACAGUUGCUGUUCACAGACAAUCUUCUUACCUGAUAACUGCCCCUUCACCCUUGACAGGUCUUCCAGAAUUUUCUCACCUUGGCUGGGGUCAUUGGUUUACUCUGAGGGAUUUGGAACUUGCAACCAAUCGAUUUUCAAGAGAAAAUGUACUUGGGGAGGGUGGUUAUGGGGUUGUUUAUCGUGGUCAACUUAUUAAUGGUACUCCAGUAGCUGUCAAGAAGCUUCUUAAUAAUCUUGGGCAAGCUGAGAAGGAAUUUAGGGUGGAAGUUGAGGCUAUUGGGCAUGUCCGCCACAAGAAUUUGGUUCGCCUCUUGGGAUAUUGCGUGGAGGGUACGCAAAGGAUGCUAGUUUAUGAGUAUGUCAAUAAUGGAAAUCUAGAACAAUGGCUUCAUGGAGCUAUGCGCCAGAGGGGUUCUCUUACCUGGAAAGCCCGUAUAAAGAUUCUGCUGGGCACUGCUAAGGCUCUUGCUUAUUUACAUGAGGCCAUUGAACCAAAAGUAGUGCACCGAGACAUCAAAUCGAGUAACAUAUUGAUUGAUGAUGAUUUCAAUGGUAAAGUAUCUGAUUUUGGUUUGGCCAAGCUGCUUGGUGCUGGUAAAAGCCAUAUCACUACUCGUGUUAUGGGGACCUUUGGUUAUGUAGCACCAGAAUAUGCCAAUACUGGACUUCUAAAUGAAAAGAGUGAUAUUUACAGCUUUGGGGUUGUUCUUCUAGAGGCAAUUACUGGGAGAGAUCCAGUGGAUUAUGGUCGCCCUGCAAAUGAGGUGAAUCUAGUUGAUUGGCUUAAAAUGAUGGUUGGCAGCAGGCGCUCAGAAGAAGUGGUGGAUCCAAGUAUAGAGACAAGGCCAUCUACCAGAGCUCUCAAACGUGCCCUUUUGACAGCCCUAAGAUGUGUUGAUCCAGAUGCAGAGAAGAGACCAAAGAUGGGUCAGGUUGUCCGGAUGCUGGAAUCUGAUGACCCGAUACCACGCGAGGAUCGAAGGCAUCGGCGUAAUCGGGCUGGGAUCACAGACAUAGAAUCGCAAAGAGAAAAUUCUGACACAGACAAAAGUGACAACCAGGAUUCUAAGCCCAUUGGCACGAGGAACGGACAAUGUUAAACGAAAUGAAGUACCAGAGAUUUUGGGAGACAGCUAAUUGCUCACUAUUUAGAUCUGCCCCUUUACCGGGUCUCUACGCCAUCUUGUACUGCUAGACUACAAUCGGGAGUUCAGGUCAACGGCAGCUUGAGAAUCCAUGUAAUUCCACUGUGUUCCAUAUUUUUCUUGUAGAGAGAAUUGUAUUGGUGUAUGUAUGUUGUUCCGGAAUACUUUGAAUGGUGUGUACAGGUUUAUAUUCCAAUCUAUCAGAAACUUUCCCUGGGUUAACAAAUUGUUA
Molecule: messenger RNA, 2322 nt
Organism: Elaeis guineensis (African oil palm)
Lineage: Eukaryota; Viridiplantae; Streptophyta; Magnoliopsida; Arecales; Arecaceae
Product: probable receptor-like protein kinase At5g18500
Biological process (GO): protein phosphorylation
Molecular function (GO): ATP binding; protein kinase activity
Source: RefSeq, a predicted model, not a curated record